Molecule: messenger RNA, 1301 nt
Organism: Strongylocentrotus purpuratus (purple sea urchin)
Lineage: Eukaryota; Metazoa; Echinodermata; Echinoidea; Camarodonta; Strongylocentrotidae
Product: protein DEK-like
Biological process (GO): chromatin organization; regulation of double-strand break repair
Cellular component (GO): nucleus
Molecular function (GO): DNA binding; histone binding
Source: RefSeq, a predicted model, not a curated record
UUGCACAUUUUUUGGAGAAGACAAAAUCACAGGAUCUUAAACCUCUUCAUAAAUUCUUGUUUGGAAAGAUGGUCAGAGAUCCUAGAGAGAACAAGAGAAACAUCAGGCAGUUCUCAGGAUUUGAGUUCAGUAAAGAAGAUCCUGAUUACACAAAGAGAGAAGCUCUCUUAGUCAAAUUCACAAUGGAAGGAAUAAAGGAGAUUUGCACCAUUCUUGAUGUGGAGAAGAAAGGAAACAAAGAUGUCAUUAUGGAAAGAAUAAUGGAAUUCUGUUUGAACCCUCAACCCUCCGGUAGAAAGUUACCAGAGAAAGGCAAGAAGAAGAGCAAGUCAAAAGGGACAAAGAAGAAGAAGACGAAAGCGAAGAAGCAGAAAGGUGAAGGAAAGAAAGGGGGCGGUGAUGCGUCCACGGAGACGGAAGAAGAUGGAGACACGACAAUGGAUGAUGGAACGGAAGGAGAUGCGGAAGGAGAAGAUGGUGAUACCAGUAUGACAGAAGGCGAAUCCAAGCCAAAGAAGAAGAAGAAGAAGCCCAAGACGACAACUCCCAAGACCCAGAAAGAAUCGGCUAAAACCAAGACCAAGUCACCGAAGAAGAUUGCUGUGAAGACACCAUCUAAGCAGACCAAGAAAUCAAGCCCUGUCAAAUCACCCAAGAAGGCACCACAGAAGACACCACAGAAGAGAAAUCAUGAUGUUGUUGAUGAUGACAGUUCCGAUGAGGAGCCCCUGAUGAAGAAAAUCAAGGCACCACCUUCAGAUAAGCAGAUCAAGGAGACUGUAAAGGAGAUCCUGGAAGGAGCCAACCUAGAGGAAGUGACGAUGAAGAUGGUUUGCAGAAAGGUCUAUGAUAUCUACCCACAACAUCCCUUACAACACAAGAAAGAUUUCAUUAAGUCCACAGUCCGAGAGAUUAUUUCAUGAUGAACAAUAGCUGCCUUUUAAAUAUUUGUGUCGCCUACUGGAAAUAGCCAUGGAAUGAUGUGAAGGAUGUUCGUCUAAUUCAACCAGGGGGGUGUUUCACAAAGCUUUUUUUCAAUGACAAAUGACAAAAGCCAGUGACACAUCUGCUGAUAACCAAUCAGAAGCAAGGAUUUCAGUAGCUUAUAACAAAAAUUGUCAUUUGUCACUGAUGACAAGUUUUGUGAAACACCCCCCAGGCAUCGGCCACCAAGUGAAUCCAUCGGAUUGCCCUCGUCAAGAAACUUGUGUGAUACAUACCAAGAGUCUGAUAUGGAACAAAACACCAGCUGAUUGCCAUUUUCUAAGAAUGUUGCUCAAUUUAUGUCCCAUUUAUGUACA